GACUACAAGGAAGCUUUGCUAUUGCCUAGCGCCUGGGAAACCCCAGCCAGAAGGAGUCCAUUUCUGGUAGAAGCCUGUCCAUCAAGGAGCAAUGACCCAGAAGACCACCCUAGUGCUCCUGGCUCUGGCUGUCAUCACCAUCUUUGCUUUGGUUUGUGUCUUGCUAGCUGGCAGGAGUGGAGAUGGGGGCGGACUGAACCAACCUCUUCAUUGCCCCUCCGUUCUUCCUAGUGUCCAGCCCCAGACACACCCUGGCCCAGCCCAGACACACCCUGGUCAGAGCCAGCUGUUUGCAGACCUGAGCCCCGAGGAGCUGACAGCUGUGAUGAGCUUUCUGACCAAGCACCUGGGGCCAGGGCUGGUGGAUGCAGCCCAGGCUCGACCCUCGGACAACUGUGUCUUCUCAGUGGAGUUGCAGCUGCCUGCCAAGGCUGCAGCCCUGGCCCACCUGGACAGAGGGGGGCCCCCACCUGUGCGAGAGGCACUGGCCAUCAUCUUCUUUGGUGGACAACCCAAGCCCAAUGUGAGUGAGCUGGUGGUGGGGCCCCUGCCUCAUCCCACCUACAUUCGGGAUGUGACUGUGGAGCGUCACGGUGGCCCUGUGCCCUAUUAUCGGCGUCCUGUGUUGGGCAGAGAGUAUCAGGAUAUCGAGGAGAUGAUCUUCCACAGAGAGCUGCCCCGAGCUUCUGGACUCCUCCAUCACUGUUGCUUCUAUAAGCACCAGGGACAGAACCUGCUAAAAAUGACUACAGCCCCUCGUGGUUUGCAAUCAGGGGACCGGGCCACCUGGUUUGGCUUGUAUUACAAUCUCUCAGGGACUGGGUUUUACCCUCACCCCAUUGGCUUGGAGCUUCUGGUAGAUCAUAAGGCCCUGGAUCCUGCCCUGUGGACCAUCCAGAAGGUAUUCUAUCAAGGCCGUUACUAUGAGAGUCUGACUCAGCUGGAAGACCAGUUUGAGGCUGGCCUGGUGAAUGUGGUAUUGGUCCCAAACAAUGGUACAGGUGGGUCCUGGUCUCUAAAGUCCUCAGUUCCACCUGGCCCAGCUCCCCCUCUGCAAUUCCAUCCCCAGGGACCCCGGUUCAGUGUCCAGGGGAGCCAAGUGACUUCCUCCUUGUGGGCUUUUUCUUUUGGCCUUGGAGCUUUCAGUGGCCCAAGGGUCUUUGAUAUCCGCUUUCAAGGGGAGAGGGUGGCCUAUGAAAUUAGUGUCCAGGAGGCCAUAGCCCUGUACGGUGGAAAUUCCCCAGCAUCAAUGUCAACCUGCUACAUGGACGGUAGCUUUGGCAUUGGCAAAUACUCUACCCCCCUGACCCGCGGGGUAGACUGUCCUUACCUCGCCACCUAUGUGGACUGGCACUUCCUUCUGGAAUCUCAGUCCCCCAAGACACUCCGUGAUGCAUUUUGUGUGUUUGAACAGAACCAGGGGCUCCCGCUCCGGCGGCACCACUCAGAUUUCUACUCCCACUAUUUUGGGGGCGUUGUGGACACGGUGCUUGUGGUCAGAUCCGUGUCUACCUUGCUCAAUUAUGACUACAUAUGGGACAUGGUCUUCCACCCCAACGGGGCCAUAGAAGUCAAAUUCCAUGCCACGGGCUAUAUCAGCUCAGCUUUCUUCUUCGGGGCUGGUGAGAAGUUUGGGAACCGAGUUGCGGAGCACACGCUGGGCACAGUACAUACCCACAGCGCUCACUUCAAAGUGGAUCUGGAUGUGGCAGGGCUGAAGAACUGGGCCUGGGGAGAGGACAUGGCUUUUGUCCCCAUGAAUGUACCUUGGCGACCGGAGUACCAGAUGCAGAGGCUGCAGGUGACUCGGAAGCUGCUGGAGACCGAGGAGGAGGCUGCCUUCCCACUGGGGGGCGCCACCCCACGCUACCUGUACCUGGCCAGUAACCACAGCAACAAGUGGGGUCAUAGGCGGGGCUACCGCAUCCAGAUACUCAGCUUUGCUGGAGAGCCAUUGCCCCAGGAAAGUCCCAUAGAGAAAGCCUUCAGCUGGGGGAGGUACCACUUGGCUGUGACCAAGAGGAAGGAGGAAGAGCCUAGCAGCUCUAGCAUCUUCAACCAGAACGACCCGUGGGCCCCCACGGUGGACUUCACCGACUUCAUCAGCAAUGAGACCAUCGCUGGAGAGGACUUGGUAGCCUGGGUGACAGCUGGCUUUUUGCACAUCCCUCAUGCGGAAGACAUCCCCAACACGGUGACUGUGGGGAACGCAGUGGGCUUCUUCCUCCGGCCAUAUAACUUCUUUGACGAGGACCCCUCCUUCCACUCUGCUGACUCCAUCUAUUUCCGGGAGGGCCAGGAUGCCAAGGCCUGUGAGGUUAACCCCUUGGCUUGCCUGUCCCAGACUGCCACCUGUGCCCCUGAAAUUCCUGCCUUCUCCCAUGGGGGCUUUGCUUACAAAUAAGUGUCCCCAAGAUGGACAAUCUAGCCAAGAGCUGGGAAAUAGAGCAACAGCUGGGCAGUACACAGAGCAAUCCGAUUGAGGAUCUGGUUCCUUCUGUCCUCACAUCUUUGAUGGCCCCUCUCUCUUCUGCUGCCCUCCUUGUCUCUUCCUCCUUGCUUGGAGCAUCCUGAGCCCAUGGAUGCCUGACACACGGGGACACUGAGCUCUGUUGGUUGUGCCUGUACUGAGUUCCUUGGGAGAAUAGCCUUGCUAGGAGCCUGGAGUAAUGGCUAUGUUUUGUUUUGUUUUGAAUAUGGUUCCUUUUCCCCACCCCACCCCACCCCUGAUUUGGCUUUCAUUAAAAAGCUUGUAAUAGCUUUGAGGACUCUGCAAUGAGGAUAACUCCCUAGAGACCCCAAAGUAGGGUCUCUCUGAGUCUUUUACAUCCACAGAUUCUUCAUCUACAUUCCUUUCCACUUAAGCCUCUUUCAUUUCCAAUCUCUCCCUCUCCCUCCCCACCCCCUCUCCCAUCCUCCCCCGCCCCCACACUCUUCCUGGAGUUCCUGCUUGCUCAUACAUGCACAGUCCAAAAGGCGAUGACCGUCCUAAGAGUUCUCUCAGUCCUCAUUCUCAAACUGCAAUCCCUUCUCCUGGACCUGAGUCUGUGGAAAUCUCAAAGAUUAAUGCUAAGUCUCAUCGGAGAGGACCAGGCUUUUCUAUCUCCUAACGUUUGUCACAUAUCAGGAAGGAGUAGGACUUGUCCCUGCUGUAGCCCUGCUUUGCCCUCUUUACAAGAAGAUGGAGGUGCUGUGAUUAUGACGAAUGGUUAUUUUAUUCUAGGGCUCUGCUCCACUGCGGCUCUGGCCUCUGUGCAGUAGCCUGCAGAAGCCAGCUUGGGACAGUGAGAUAGGGUCCAUGUGUCCGCAUCAAAGGUGAGAAACAGAAAACUCUGGGAAACACCCCACCUCCUACUCACCACCCCCAGGCGCCUAUCACGGGAUCUGUCCAAUCAGAAGCAGGCAUGCAAAUGAGCCUGAGUCUGAUCAGGCUUGGUGGGACCUGCUUCAGGGUUUCUCAGUGCUGCUUGUCUUUGCUGAGAUCUGGACAGGAGGCGGUACACAUGUGACUAAAAACAACAGACACACCAUUCUAGCUCUCUGGCCAGCUCCAAUGUUAACUUAUGUUAUUACUGUUAUUAAUGAAAGAAAGGGCUGGAAAGAUGGCUUAGUAGGUAAGUGUGCGGACUGCUCUUGCAAGGGACCCAAAUUCUGUUCCCAACAUCCUUAUUAGGUGCUCACAACAAUCUAUAUAACUCUAGCUCCAAGAGAGCCGAUGCCCUCUUCAGGAGCACCUAUACUUGUGCACAUACCUUCACACAGACAUAUACAUAUAAAUAAAAAAUAAAAGUACUUAGCCUGGCAUGGUGACAUGUGA
Messenger RNA from Mus pahari (shrew mouse), 3817 nucleotides. RefSeq names its product amine oxidase copper containing 3 (gene Aoc3). Gene Ontology annotation, molecular function: copper ion binding; quinone binding; primary methylamine oxidase activity. The record is from RefSeq and is a predicted model, not a curated record. The transcript has 4 exons. Gene Ontology annotation, biological process: response to antibiotic; amine metabolic process. NCBI's taxonomy places the organism in Eukaryota, Metazoa, Chordata, Mammalia, Rodentia, Muridae. Bases 92 to 2404 code for a protein of 770 amino acids. Gene Ontology annotation, cellular component: plasma membrane; early endosome; Golgi apparatus.